Pocillopora verrucosa is the source of this 1952-nucleotide messenger RNA. Lineage: Eukaryota; Metazoa; Cnidaria; Anthozoa; Scleractinia; Pocilloporidae. The record is from RefSeq and is a predicted model, not a curated record.
AGCAUCCUGUUAUAACUGAAGUUAAAGGAAUUAUUCUUAAACAAAACGACAAAGCAAUGAUGAAAAGAGAACUUCUGCUGCUUUGCAACACGGCAAACAGACACCCGCUAAAGUACGCAUGGUUUAAAGAUGAUGAACCGCUGAUUAAUGGAGAGGACUCAGUUAAAGUUUCCUUGCAAGACGAUGAAACCAAAUACACAUGUCAUGUGUCAAACAUAGCCGGAAAAACUUCCAGAUCCUUGGUCAUCUCCCCUAUGGGAGGACCAGAAGUAUCAGAGGUCGGUCACGGUGCCGAUCGCUCCUUGUCAACCAAUUUGGUCAUCGUCAUUGCUGUUUUGUCCGUUCUCCUCAUAAUCUGCUCUGUUGUGGGUUUUACCCACAGAAAGAUCACAAAGUUAAUAAUUGAGAAAAGGAAAUCCAGAAAAUUUACAGUACAGAGCACCUCUACUGAGAUGGCAACUGUGGAGGAAAUAGAGUCACCGAGACCAGAGUCACGGACCGAAACUAUCACGCGUGAUAACGAUGAGGUUUUCCCAUAUGAUGUUAUAUCGGCAUGGACUGAUUCAAACGGGCUUUACAUGAGCUUGAGACGCGAGGGAAACGAUGGCGAACUUGAAGAUGCCACGCAAGUUGCAAGAACUGACUAUACUAACAUUUCCCCUAGCAAUCGUAACGAUAGCGCAGCUAAUUGCAUGUACGCACCAUUGAUUCAUACUGCAGGAUUGCAAAGUGCUAGAGAAAUGAAACGUCCAUACGUGAACGUGGACACCAUAGAGACUUCAUCAGAUAUGUAGAAAAAACCUUAUAUGGUUAUCAAAUGGCCUUUAAAAAGGCUAUUUCCUUGUAAAACCUUGUAAUUUCUGGUUUUGCUCCUGUUUGGCUGAAAACGGCGCGAAACAGAAUUAAUGUACUUUUAAAUUGUGUUCCUCAAGUGCGAAGCCGAAGUGUGAAUACUAUUAUGUUUGACUCCUUGACUUUGAGACGGUAACGAAGCCAGCUAAGAGUAGUUUACCUUUAGUAGCAACCGCUCUGUAUAUUUGUAGUUGGACUUAUCAUUAUUUUUUUUAUUUGAAAUUUUACUCGCCUCAGAAGGUUCAGUUAGGUCUUUUUACCCCUUUGGUAUAGUCUACCUACGGAGGACUUUGGAAUAUUAAGGUUAACAAAAUGGAAACUCCCAUCCCUCAAAGCAAUGAAGGAUAUGUCUUGAAAUGAGGAAAGGAUGAUCCAGGUACCUUUUAAUUUAUGUCCAAGAAAGUAGGUACGUGCGCUAGGUAAGACAGUGACGAAAGAGAGCUAGGGAAGCGAGCUGUAUUUUGAUCCCGAAGCAGGAGUUGAGUUUAACCCUUUACACCAUAACAUCAGUAUGCAUAUUCUCCUUGUUGUUCUGUAUAAAGUUCUGAGGCGCUGGCAAGGGGAAUUUGUUUAACAAGCAGGAGCUUCUGUACUUGAUGAUUACUUUCUUUAUUCUCGACACCUUACUGGGUGAUUCAGGGGUGACGUUGUAAGGAGAAAUUAGAUUCUAAUCACUCCAAGGGGUCAAAGGAUUAACAGAAUGUGGAAGUAGAUACCUUUGUACGCUUAUAGCAGAUGAAUAUGCUGUGUUGUAAAUACGAUUAGCUACAGAAUAUGUUCUUGGAUCUAUGUUGGUACAACUGAUAAUUAGAAAUUAGAAACAUAUUGGACGAGGCUUAGAACGAUCUAAAGUAUAUCGAAACUCCAUCCUCCUGGGAUGGUGUAAAAAAUAUUUAGGACCGUGCCAACAAUUGAAUAGUGUGAUUACAAUGUAAAUGUUUUAACACACGAAUUAGUGUUGUAAUUGAUCACCGAAGUACUGUCGUAAUCAGGCUAAAAAGAUUCUAUGUUAAGUUAGCUUAGAUGGGAAGAUUCCACAAUGAAAUCUUGGUUGUACGCUUUGCUUAUUCUAAGGUUUUAUGUGUUAAUAUAUCAACCGA